GCAUAGAAUCUCCUGUCUGUCACUUUUUGAUUAUGCAUUUUUCAAUCAUUUUCAGCUUUAUUUUUUCGACUUGUGAGGGUAAAUAACAUCUUCGUCUGACUCGUUAUGGCUUGGCUCAAAACGAGCCACAGGAAUAACGUGCAAAAGUAUAAGCUUCUUGAGAACAUCUCAAGUUUUCCUGAGACUGACUCAGAUGAAGCUGAAGACUGUAUCCAUGACGACGAUGACAACAAGAUCGGCUUGAAGAAGGAGGUGGGCCUAAUAGGAGGCGUGGCCUUGGUCGUUAACUCCAUCAUCGGAUCAGGGAUCUUUGUUGCUCCUCAGGGGGUACUACUCGACGCCCAGAGUGUUGGGAUGAGUAUGGUGGUGUGGGUGGUAUGUGGGAUCGUCGCUUCACUGGGAGCUCUCUGCUUCGCCGAACUAGGAUCCAAGGUCCCUCAAUCUGGUGGAACGUACACCUACAUACUACUAGCGUACGGUGAUCUUCCUGCUUUCCUUGUGUCGUGGGCUUCUACUAUCAUCAUCAAACCGGCUAGUGGAGCUCUGUUGUCAUUAACCUUUGGGUAUUAUGUGGCAGAGUACAUCACAACUGGGAGUUGUCCGCCUGCGGAUUUGGCGGUGAAACUAUUUGCAAUGCUUGCUUUAAUGAUGGUAGUAUUCAUCAACUGUAUGAGUGUGCAGGCAGCCAACUCAUUGCAGAUUCUGUUCUCUGUAUCCAAAAUACUGGUUCUGACAUUAAUCAUCAUAACUGGAUUUAUAAUGAUCUUAAAAGGUCAACACCAGUACCUAGAUCCGUCCGUUUCCUUCAAAUCUUCAUCGACUGAUAUUUUUGGCUAUGCAUUAGCAAUGUACCAGGGGUUAUGGGCAUUUUCUGGCAUGGAGGUGGUCAAUACGGUUGCUGAGGAAAUUGUCAAUUCUGAGCGAAACAUUCCACUGGCAAUAUUCAUAGCUAUGCCUUUUAUAACGGUGGUGUAUCUGAUGACAAACGUUGCAUACUUCUCUUUACUGUCACCCGAGGAGGUGUUAGCUUCAAGUGCAGUGGCUGUAACCUUUGCGGAUCGAUCGUUUGGCACCAUGGCUUGGGUUAUACCACUUGGCGUGUGCAUCUCAACGUUCGGAGCUCUUCUUACGGCGUUUCUUGCUGAUUCAAGAGCCUCGCUAGCCGCAGGACGUGAGGGUCACAUGUUGAUCUUAGCAUCCUUGGUGACCAUCAAGUGGAAGACUCCUGCACCAGCACUUGUACUUCAGGGAGUUACUGUGGUUGCUUUAAUAAUGGUUGGGAAGUUCAAACCAUUAUUUAAAUUUACUGGCACGGUUGUAUGGUUGAUUAAUGCUGCAACCUUUUUUAGUGUGAUCAUUCUGCGUUAUAAGCUACCACGCUGUCCAAAUAGUUUAAAGAUUCCUACACUGGUUCCCGUCCUAGCUACACUGUUCUCUAUAUACAUGAUACUGGCACCCAUCAUUGCUGAGCCAACAGCGGAGUAUUUAUACGCAGUGUUAUUAAUGUUGCUUGGAGUGGCUUUUCACACUGUCUUCAUUAGAUAUGGCUAUCAUCCUAAAUCAAUGGAUUCGAUCACAAGGUUUUUCCAAAAGUUAUUUUUUGCUGGUCUGUCGUCGUUUGAAUCCGUCACAUGAUGAAAUAUCGGGAGCUGACUGUAGCUGUGUCCACCAGAGAGGAGGUGGUUUUCGAUUCUUAUUGGUCAAACCAAAAUUUCAAGAACUACUCUCUUCUCAUUGGUCAAACCAAGAGUCAAGAACUAGUCUCUUUUAAUGUGGAUACUGUUAUAUCAAAGUUUACUUUUCAAUUCAAUUUGAUUAUAUUAUUGUCCAUAAAAUGGAAAUUUGCUAUGUCGAACAUGCUCAUUACCGGAACAGUACAUUUUCAAAAUAACAGAAUUACAAAUUAUGCUGAAGAAUAACAUUUUUCAAUAUUUAUUGUGGAAAUUUGCUAUGCCAAACAUGCUCAAAACUGUAAUAAAUAUUUACAAAAUAAAAAAAUUACAAAACCAUUCUAAAGAACAACAAUGUUUACUGUAAGAAAAACUCAAAACUGUAUUCACCAUAAGGCAUAUCCAAAAACAUAACUUCAUUUGUCAAUGUUUAUUGUCCAUAAAAUGGAAAUAUACUUGUCGACAAUGCUCAUAACUGUAACAAUAUAUUAAGAAAAUAACAGAAUCACAAAUUAAUCUGAAAAAAUGAGUGGGGCAUGAGCCACAACAAUGCAAACCUGUUGUUAUUUUGGCUGGUAACCUGUUUCUGCUCAGCAAUACUUUUCUGUUCUCUACCAAAGAUCUUUCCGGCCCGCUUAGCAGCUGUCUGUAUUUUGACUAAGUCUCUUCUUUUGCACCUCUAAACCAGAAGCAGAUUUCAUGAAGCACGAGGAUCAAUUCUAUCUUGAUUUAGGACGAGUAACCCAUCCUAACUUAGGAUGAGUUCAAUGCGUCCUAACGUCUAUGAAUAUGGAACUUAAC
This is a messenger RNA of Asterias rubens (European starfish), 2471 nucleotides long. RefSeq names its product b(0,+)-type amino acid transporter 1-like. Lineage: Eukaryota; Metazoa; Echinodermata; Asteroidea; Forcipulatida; Asteriidae. Gene Ontology annotation, biological process: amino acid transmembrane transport. Gene Ontology annotation, molecular function: L-amino acid transmembrane transporter activity. Bases 106 to 1635 code for a protein of 509 amino acids. The record is from RefSeq and is a predicted model, not a curated record. The transcript has 12 exons. Gene Ontology annotation, cellular component: membrane.